AAGUAGCAGGCACAACUUAUGAUUCAGUUUUUAAAGCUGUAAAGAAUUAAAAGAUGUGUCUGUAUUGCCUUUCUUUCUAUGUGUCACACAUCACACAUGCCAAUGCGAUGACCCGUGUUGAUGAUUACAACGACAGACCGCUUUCUCAACGCGGUACUCCAUCAUUUACAAUUAAUUCCGUAAAUAAAGAAAAAGACGAAGAAGGACGACACUGUCGUUUCAUUUUAAACAAUCUACAACGCAUUUCGAGUUUUACAGUCGGUUUCCUUUUCAUCAACAUAUUGAUUCUAAAAGCAUUUUAACAAACACAGUCUGGGCUUUUAGCUUUUUAUUUUUAUGUUUUUAUUGGGUAUUUCCACGGGUCGUCGUCAUCACAUGAGGCAUCACUUCCAAAAGGGGAUCUUACGUUAUUAAAUUAUGUGGCAGAGACCUGCCAAGUAAUUUCAAGAGAUAGGCUACAGUGUCCGCGUCCGGCGACAUGCGACGGGCUUCGGCGUCUCCGUCACCCGCCGUUGCGUUUCUUCCGCACAUCAAUCGACGUCACAAGGUUGAGGCUCCGGAGGGAGCAGUGCGGCGCUACGAGGCGCUGCGGCCGGGCACAACGGCCGGGACGGUGUUGGUAGGUGCCUGCAGCCGAGGACUACGUACCUUGGGAGAGUGACGGGACCCGGGCAGCGUCGCAUGGGGCUAUCGUGAGGGUCUGUGGGUGAAGAGGUGGACAUGCCGCCGAAGCCGGUCUGCCUGGAACAUGAGACUAAGGGUGUGGGAGCUGAGGUCUUACCACCUCCACCAGUCAGUUAAUUGGCUGUAACGCUGUCUGUACUGGACUGAUCUGGACUGGAAAAGCCUGGAAUGAGCCAUCACAUUGGCAACAGGCACCAUGCUGUGUCUUGGUCGUAUGUUUGACUCCCCCUGCACCCUGGCCAUGUUGGUGGGCUUCCAGUUUGCCUUUGUGCUCUACUUCUCCCUGGGUGGGUUCCGUGGCCUUGUGUCGGUCCUGGUGCGAUCCUCUGAACCAGAGUUUGACUACUCACGUCCUCAUGACGUGUACACCAAUCUCAGCCUGAUCGGGGCCCUGCUGUCUGGAUACACGGGGCCCCCCGGGAAUCCUCAACCUAGGAGAGACUGCCCCCUGCUUUCACCCUUACUAGUGGGCCCUGUGUCUGUGCGUUUGUCUUCCCCUCUGUCCCUGGAUGAGAUUAGUGAGAAAAACCCCCUGGUGUUCCCUGGGGGGCGCUACAGUCCCCCCGACUGUGAGCCCCGUCACCACACGGCCAUCGUGGUCCCCUACCGGAACAGGCUGUCGCACCUACGUGCUCUGCUCUAUCAUCUGCAUCCCUUCCUGCAGAGGCAGCAGCUUCAUUAUGGCAUCUAUGUGGUACACCAGGCAGGAAACUCGACAUUUAACCGUGCAAAACUGCUGAAUGUCGGGGUGCGUGAGGCCCUGCGAGAUGGGGAAUGGAGCUGUGUCUUUCUGCAUGAUGUUGACCUGCUGCCCGAGAAUGACCACAACAUCUACACCUGCCAUGCCCAGCACCCCACGCACCUCUCUGUCGCCAUGGACAAAUUUGGAUACAGGUUGCCGUAUCCUCAGUAUUUUGGAGGGGUGUCUGCUGUAACGCCUGACCAGUACCUCAGAAUGAACGGCUUCCCAAACCAGUACUGGGGAUGGGGUGGGGAGGAUGAUGACAUUGCAGCCAGAAUACGUCUGUCGGGGAUGAAGAUAGUUCGACCCCCGGUGACAGUUGGACAUUAUAAAAUGAUUAAGCACAAGGGUGACAAGGGCAAUGAGGAGAACCCACGCAGGUUUGAUCUCUUGACUCGGACCAGGAGGAACUGGCGCUCAGAUGGCCUCAGCUCACUCACCUAUGAACUGCUUUCCAAAAAGCUGGAGCCACUGUACACAAACCUGUCAGUGAGCAUUGGUGAUGACCCGUACAAACCGUCCCAGAAGACCCAGCCGACAAAACAAAACAUACCCACUCUAGCCAAAGCUGAAGAAAUGAACGUCAAAGAGGAUAGAGAUGGUGCUGCAAACGGAAGUCAUGGUCAUCAGGCUGCGGUUAAUAUAACCAGUGAGGGGAAGAGGAGGCUCAAGUACAGUGUGGAUGGUGCCAAGGAUAAAGAACCUCUGGUUAGUCACGCAGCAGCUCGGAUGACGUAGUAAGCAGGUCCUCGCCAACAUGUUUUUUUUCCUUUACCUUUUUGUCAAAGGCUGCUGAUACAUAGUCUCCAUUACUUAUACUUUCAUUCUGAAUCAAAUUUGAAAAUAGUUACUUACCUUGAUCCUCUUUGUGCCUUUCAGUUUUUGUGAACACAAGUUUUGACUACCAGGACUUUUAUUAUUAUUAUUAUUAUUAUUAUUAUUAUUAUUUCUUUUUCCUUCUAUGAACAUAGCAGCCAUGACUUUCUUCAGUGGAUGUUCUUUCUGUGGUUUACGUUUCUGUCCAGCCAACCACUGCUCAUCGUAUUGCUUUUUUUCCCCUUCAGUUGGUCUUAACCAACUUUAUGGACAUCGUGCUGAUAAUCUCGUUUUGUUCAGCUUUACCAAAAAAAUAUCUGAUUCACAAAAGUAUUUUCAUGGCAGCUUUUGCUGAGUAUUUUCAUGGGCAUAAAUUACCAAAUACAGACUUCAACAAAAUUCUGACAUGGCAACAAAAUAGUACCUGUCAAUAAAUUAGCUGCACCGGAGCACUGCAAAACCAUCUGUACCAGUUCACCCAUUAGUAUACCUGCCAACACUCCUAUUUCUUGGGGUUUCUCUUGUAUUUCAAGGCCAUCUCCUGGCACCCACACAUUUUGUUGUUUCUCCUGGGAAACUCCCGUAAUUUUCAUGGCCCUUAAACUUUAUUAUGAAUAAUUGUCAUAUACAUGGAUAAAUAAGUCUUGUAUUAAAUUUAUAUUAUAUCUAAAUCCACAUCUUGGCAAUUCACGGCUGCUGUCUGCGCAGGCCAGCUGUCUGCGCAGGCCAGCUGAAUGCUGAAUGAAUUAGCUAGCUAACUUAGCGGGUGUCAAAAUAUCAGGGCAGGAUGACGCUCCACUGAAAAAACAGAUGCAUAUGCAAAUUUAAGCAGAGUUGGAUGGAACAGUUUCCAUUUAUAUCUGCAAAUCACCAGGAUAGUGCCCGUGACAAUGAUGUUUUGUCAUAACAUAAAUAGAAGCAAAAAUAUAAAUAAAUCUGGUUAUUUAUUUACUUGCUGACUUACCCACCCCCAUACUGUAUUUUGAAACCUAAAUGUGGCAGGUAUGCAUUAGAUGAAAAGAAACAUCAGUCUUGGGAUAUUAUUGCCAAACCUGAUGGAAGGUUUAAGUGUCAAAAGUUUUCUUACAGGAGAAUAUAUAUAAUUCACGUUUCAUGUACAUCCUUUUGGUACUUGGGGUGUAGUUCCUUGAUAGGUGUAUUAUGUUUGGAGUCAAAUUAGAAUAUGUAAAACAUUAAUCUAUCAAACUCUUAAGGAAUCUCUUAAGGAAUAUAAAGGAAUUGUUAAGCAUUUCACUUUUUACUUUAGUAGAUUUUAUAUGUGACUGAAGAAAUAUAGUUAUUUGUACUGUAAGGGCAGUAAAAUUGUGCAAUUUUUAAAGCAGCCAUUUACAGCUGAGAUUAAUGGUUGUAUAUCUUGAAUUAACUUAUUGAAUAAUCAUAUCAGUGGAAUGUUCAUUUCAUAGUUUUAGUUUUUUUUAAUGAUCAGUCUUAGUGCUGUACCAUAUUUAAGGUUUCUGUUCAGGGAAUGAAAUGAGAUUGCUGGAUAUUACUUGAAUAUGAUAAUACAGGCAAGAUGACUUAUAAAUCUGGUAUUACCAGGGUCAAUGAAUUGGUAAACUAAUUUGAACACGCUAACUCACUAUUUUGUAGCUGCGAGCCAGUCACAGUGCCCAUGCUGACCCCUCUCCACUAUCAAAAGCCCCUACAGUGGGCGCGCAAGUGUCGAAACUGGACUUUGAAACAAUGUCAUUAGGUGCAAUGGUCCGACGAAUCCCAUUUUAUGUUGUCUCACGUGGAUGAAGGUACAUGUCAAGCAUCUGUGGGAUGCGGUGGACCGACAAGUCCGAUCCACAGCUACGUAGCCCCCUAUACAGCAGGGCCCUAUGCAUUGUGUGUCAUAACACAUUAUUCCCAUGAUCAUCAUUGAAAUUAUCUGUCAUUUGUGCCACAGUGCCCUUGUAGGUUUGUACCACAUGGGAUAGCCUUUAUUUACAAAUCACGUCGAUGAGUCCCCACAAGCCUUAAUGUUUCGGACAUACUCUGACCAAUCAUGUCAAAGUCACUCAUAUCUUUAUUUCUGCCCAUUUCUUUUGCAUUUAACAUUUCGACGACGAGUACUGAAUGAUAGCUUACUGUCCUUGAUAUGUACUGUUUUUACGAGAUGAUCAAUAUUAUUCACUUGGCGGUGGUUGUAAGAUUUUGGCUCAUUGGUGUAUGUGUUCACACAUGGAAGCUCAAUUUCUUAUUGGGCAAAAUGAAAUCCAAAUUGUUUGACUUUUGGUGCAUUAUUUGAAGACUAUAUAUGGAAAAAAUGUCUGAUAUGUCAAAUUCUAAUAACCAGCCAAAAGAAAUGUGACCCUCAAACAGAAAAUACUAUCUUUUGGUUCCAGUUAGUUAAGUCUUUGUAAAAUAAACUCUCAAUUCAACAUUAGCAGCAAAUGAAGUCUGCAGCAGUGAUCUACUAUUAGGCUGGUUACGUUACAGGUUUAUAUUGUGGGCAGUACAGCAUGUCUGGUUUCGUCCAGCUCUCUCCUGGUCACUGGUUUUCCCCUGAGCCUGGGCUCUGUGUUUAUAUUAUUAAAAGUUGGUUACCUUCCACUUAAGUUUGGCCGUGAGUUAUUCCAAUCUCUGGCACAGUCAAAUGCAUUGACAGAAAAAUCUAUACUUUAAUUUCCAGUGUCCAUUGUUUACUUUAUGUAGACUAUGUUCAUCUUUGCUCUGUAUAAUGGCUCAACGUAACUUGCAAUGCCUCAGCUUUUUGGCAAAUGAAAUGUGUUCGCUGUGCUCAUCUUCCCAGAAGCGGAGCCUAGCAAAAACACAUGAAAGCACAAUACUAUGCCAUCAAAGGAUGUGUCAUGGUCUAAAUGCAAGCAAUAUGUUGAUUUGGCCAUUUGUUGCAGUAAAACGUCAGUAAAUUUGAAAAAGUGCAAGCUCUUGCAAACGUUGCCAAGUUUGAUUGAUCUUGCGUUAAUUUCUGUGAUCAUGAAAUCAUGAGUCAUGAAAUCCUGGAGGGACUGCUCGACAUUUUUGGGGGUCUGCAUAUCUGUGUGCUUAGACAGGUAAUUACAAAAAUAAAAGAUAAGUCUAUUAGAAGAAUAAAAUACAGUUGUAGAAUUGUCUGCUCUAAGCUGAAAAAAGCAUAUUAAAUAAAAAAGUCAUAAGCCUUUAUGUUAUUGUAUUGGUAUUUAUGUUAUUUUAAUGAAUAAUAGGCAAUCACUGUUAUGAACUUAAGGUUUUUCUAAAAACUUAUCAAAAUGCUGGCUGCUUUGUGGAUGUCGGGAUAACGGUGGUACAAGUUAAGCUGCUUUGUAUGCCUUAAUGUAAAAGCGAUUUUGCAGAACGGAUCAAAAGUCAGUUAUUCACUGUGCAGAAUGAUGCAGGAAUAGUUGGUACCUGAUGCAGACACACACUGGAAAGUAAAACCAAGACACUUUAAAGUAUUACUGGAAAUAUAAUAACAAAUCGGUUAUGAACAAUGAACACUUUUUUGACUAUUUGUGUGAUCUAUAUUUAUAAAGGUGUUCUUUUUACAGAGUAUAAUUUUAGGGGAGAGUGAGUAUGCUAAAAUGCUGUGUGUGUGUGUGUGUGUGUAUAUAUAUAUUUAAUGUUACUUAACCUUUAUUCUAAUUCUUUUCUUUUAGAUUCCCAUGCAAAAGAAUAAUGUUAGAUCACCUAAUUCAUUAUAUUAGGACUGGUCAUUUGUGAGUAGAUUACAAGAUUGCAUCUAUUGUGCAAAAAGUGGAAAGAUUGUAUAGAAUUUGUAAGUUGUGUAUAUUUCACUGAAUAAACUGACAAGUACAACUGA
This is a messenger RNA of Paramormyrops kingsleyae, 6008 nucleotides long. The record is from RefSeq and is a predicted model, not a curated record. Lineage: Eukaryota; Metazoa; Chordata; Actinopteri; Osteoglossiformes; Mormyridae.